Molecule: messenger RNA, 1799 nt
Organism: Aphanomyces invadans
Lineage: Eukaryota; Oomycota; Saprolegniomycetes; Saprolegniales; Verrucalvaceae
Exons: 1
Coding region: 94-1431 (445 amino acids)
Molecular function (GO): protein binding
Source: RefSeq, a predicted model, not a curated record
AGCGAGAGAGAGAGAGCUCGACGUGGCUAUGGCGAUCGAUACCUGCGGACCUCUGCACCCGUUGCGGAAGUGGAGUUCGAGGGAGUGAUCGCCAUGCCAACUUCGUCCUGCCUCGCUGACGCCGUCCUGCGCAACACGGAGCUCCUUCGCGGCAUCUUUGAAUUCCAAGACGGGCUCUAUGAAGAUGGCCUGGUGUUCCAGCACCUCCAUCCUGCGUCGGACGAGUACAAGACACUCACGCGGUACCAUCUCCUCGGCGAAUCCUUGACUCACUACGAUACGUCAUUGAUACCCAUCUUCGAACGCCUGGACGAAGUCCUCUCUCCUUGGUACGCCAUGCAUGGCUCGACUCGUGUGCUUCGCUUGGUUCGGUCGAUGCAGUACAUGCGUCUAAUGGUGCUUGUGCACGCUGCGUACUAUGGACUAACCGAGGUGAUGUCCCUGCUGCUGCACCACCCUCCUCCUCUUACGAAAAGUUCUUCGUCCUCGUCGCCGUUCUACUGCCAUGGGUUUCCCCAUCUGAUCGAUCUCUCCGCACUGAACGGUCAACUGCCCAUGCUCGAACUGCUGCAUUCGAACCCGACAUACAGCACCGCAUCGACCGACUCCAUGGAUUUGGCCGCGCGCAACGGUCACGUCGACGUUGUUCGCUUCCUCCAUUUCCAUCGAAACGAAGGUUGCUCGCACUUUGCCAUGCUCCACGCGGCCACGAAUGGACAUUUGAACGUUGUGGAAUUUCUCCACCAGUUCCGGCAUUUUGAUGGCGUUCCCGACACUGCGUUCGUGUCGGCCGCGGCCAACGGCCAUUUGGACGUUGUCCGAUUCUUCCACAAACACAACGUCCAUGGAUGCACAACCCGCGCGAUGGAUCUGGCCGCGCGGGGUGGCCAUUUGGCAGUCGUAACCUUUCUGCAUCACCAUCGGACGGAGGGAUGCACCACGUCCGCUAUGGACUUGGCGGCAAAGAAUGGCCAUAUCGAAGUGGUGACGUUUCUCCACCGGCAUCGCAAGGAAGGCUGUACGACCUUGGCGAUGGAUGGCGCCGUGUCGAAUGGCCAUUUGGAUGUGGUGCGAUUCUUGCAUCACAAACGCCACGAAGGCUGCACCAAGUACGCAAUGGACAACGCGGCCGAGCAUGGCCAUUUGAAUGUAUUGCGCUUUUUGCACGAACAUCGGACGGAAGGGUGCACGACGUCUGCAAUGGACAGGGCCGCGUCGUACGGCCGCCUCGAGGUGGUCGAGUUCCUCCACAACCACCGAACCGAAGGAUGUACCCCUCGCGCGUUGGAGAUCGCGGCGCGCAAUGGACAUUUAAAAGUUGUGCAAUUUCUUGCCUCCCAUCGCCACGAAGGGGACAUCCAGUCGUCGAUUCGGCACGCGACGCAGAACCACCACCGACAGAUCGUGGCAUAUUUGGAAGGGCUUAAUUAAGACGCGUCUUUAUGGAUUCUGAGAAGUCGAUCCGGUGCACAGAGAUUUGGGGCGUCGUGCCCGCUUGAUCCAAGAGGCGGCCACGGUUCCUGGUUCGAGUACACGUGAAAUACAUUCGACCAAACCUUCCACGUCGGUCUCAAGGGACUUCAAUGUCCCUUGGUGUGCUGUAGACCGACGAAAGGCGGGCAAACCAGACGAAAGACGGGUACACCAGACCCACCCAUCCGUAGUACGGGUUAGCCCCGUGCCAUGUGACUUGUAUGGCUGGUAGAGUUCAAGCUCAGUCCAGUUGGUGGCAGCCACCGGUGGCCACGUCCCGGUGUGGGCCAAGCGAUCGCCGCAUGUUCUGGCCAUUUCGCUCGAAU